AUGCAGGAUUUCUCAGCAGGAGCCCACAAAGAGAGCCAUGCUGUACCUAAAUCUGAAGCACAGGAGGGGCCAAGGAUAGAAGCAGUUUAUACACAAGAGGAGUCCUUUGACCAGGAGUGGUGUGCAAGUCUAAAGCAGGUUACAGAGCUGACAUGUGUUAAAGAUGAAGAGGUCCCUCGACUGGAAUGUGUUCCUAUUAAAGAGGAAUUCAUAGAACAGGAAUGUGUCCCCAUCGCAGAGGACGUUCCUGCUGAAAAUAAUGUCUGUACACUUGAGGAGAACAAGAAGCUGGGAUCCAGCCUGUGUGAUGAUUGUCCACCUGAAUGUGAACUGGGAUUUAGAGCUAAAGGAAAUCUCAAAGGAGAGAAAUCUCAUCGCUGCACAGUGUGUAGGAAGAUAUUCAGUCGUUUAUCACACCUUAAAAAACACCAGCACAGUCACAGAGGAGAGAAACCUCAUCAGUGUUCUGAGUGUGGGAAGAGUUUCAGUCGUUUAUCACACCUUAAAAAACACCAGCACAGUCACAGAGGAGAGAAACCUCAUCAGUGUUCUGAGUGUGGGAAGAGUUUCACAAAGUUAGGAAAUCUUCAGUCACACCAGCGCAUUCACACAGGAGAGAAACCUUAUCAGUGUACUGAGUGUGGGAGGAGAUUCACGCAGUUACAAAAUCUUAAAAGACACCAGCGCAUUCACACAGGAGAGAAACCUCAUCACUGCACUGAGUGUGGGAAGAGAUUCACAAAUUUAGGAAAUCUUCAGUCACACCAGCGCAUUCACACAGGAGAGAAACCUUAUCACUGUACUGAGUGUGGGAAGAGCUUCAGACGGAUAGAUAGCUUGAAAGAGCACCAGCGAACUCCCAGUCACUUAUCACACCUUAAGACACCAUAAAAUGCACAAUAGAGUGAAGCCCUAUCCCAGCAUUGAAUGUGGGAAGUUGAGUCAGUUGCUGGGUCUUGAAGGAUACAAGAGAAUCCACAGAAUUUCAGCCACUUGAGGACACCUAAACACCAGGAGUAAAUGUGAAUAAAAUAUAGAAAUAUUUACUGCAAACAAAAGAAUAAACUUACUUGAUAAAUAGGUUUAUUCCUAAUCACUUCAGAUCAAAAACCUACACUCACGGAUGGGACAUGAGAACUACAACGUCUUGGACGGACCAUUCAUCAUGUUGUUGACCAUUCUGAUUUUGUUACGUCAGAUUAGUAAUCUAUGAAAUAGAUUGUAAUUGCAUCUGCUUUGUAAAUUGCAUUUUACAAAGAAGAAUGGGCAAAAAUUGCAGUGUCCUGAUGUGCAAAGCAGGUAGAGACUUAUCCAAAUAGACUCAUGGCUGUAAUUGCUGCCAAAGGUGCCUCUACCAAAUAUUGACUCAAGGGGGUGAAUACUUAUGCAAUCAAUUAUUUUCUGUUUUAUAUUUGUAAUUAAUUUAGAACAAUUUGUAGAUUUUAUUUUUCACUUUGACAUUAUGGACUUUUUUGUGUUGAUCAGUGGCAAAAACUCCUACUUAAAUCCAUUUUGAUUCCAUGUUGUAACACAAUAAAAUGUGGAAAAGUCCAAGGGGGGGGGGGUGAAUACUUUUGAGAGCCACUGUACACCAAGCCCUGUCUGCACAUUUUGCAAUGGUCAACUAGUAGGCGGGAAUAUUUUAUAAUAAAAUUGUUAUUGUUGUCAAUGUGAUGUUAACUACAUUACCAACAUUGUGUGGAGGUGUAUUGUUUUGUAUACAGUAGUGGACUGUAGUGGAAUUUAAAUAGAAACAAGUACAAAUAGCCAGAACAAAACACUUUUAUUACAAGUAACUUUAAAAUUGGCAAUGUUGCAUUUAACAAACAAUCAAGCUAACUAUUUAAAUAUAGUGCCACGUUGUGUUUGUAGUUAGAGGGAUUUUAGUUCUUAGCCAGGUUUUGCCCCAGUGAUGUUGCCAGACUGGACAAAACCCCUCUCAACAAUGUGGCGUUGUGCCGCUUCGCUUCUCUGUCUUUGUGUUUCUCUUGCAUUCCUGCGCCGAUCCCUUGCUAAUUCCAAAUCUUCCUCUUGCAAUUUGAAAUAUCUCUCAUGUGUCUCUCGGAGGUAGCUGGUCAACUCGCUUUCCACAACAGCCUUCCUUUU
Messenger RNA from Acipenser ruthenus (sterlet), 2106 nucleotides. RefSeq names its product zinc finger protein 436-like. Gene Ontology annotation, biological process: regulation of transcription by RNA polymerase II. The transcript has 4 exons. The record is from RefSeq and is a predicted model, not a curated record. The coding region runs from base 1 to 891 and encodes 296 amino acids. Gene Ontology annotation, molecular function: DNA-binding transcription factor activity, RNA polymerase II-specific; RNA polymerase II cis-regulatory region sequence-specific DNA binding. Gene Ontology annotation, cellular component: transcription regulator complex; PcG protein complex. Lineage: Eukaryota; Metazoa; Chordata; Actinopteri; Acipenseriformes; Acipenseridae.